AUGGGCAUGAGCAAGUUCACGCUGGGGCGCCCCGAGUUCCAUCCACCGCCUCCACCUUCUGCCCCGCGCCGGUUGUCAGCACGACUGUCGCCACCUUCCAUCGUCGCGCGGCCCUUGCGGCGGCGCCCGAGCCCGCACGGGCCCCACCGGGGACCUGGGCAUGCCGGUGGAGGCGAGGCGGGCACAGAAGGCGAGGACGACGGCUUCGGGGAAGCAGGGUAUGCUGCCAUCAACUCCAUGUUGGACCAGGUCAACUCUUGUCUGGAUGACCUAGAGGAGAAGGACGAGCACCUCCAAGCCCGCCUCCAGGAGCUGCUUGAAUCCAACUGGCAGACGCACCUUGAGUUCCAGCAAGAGCUUGGGGAGGCCCCCCGCGAUGCAAGCCCCUCGGCUCUGGGAGCCCCCAGCCAGGCCCCAACCCUGCCUCACUGGGCCAGGCUCUGGCCUGAGUGCUCACCACCUGGCUUAGAUACCUUCUCAGGGGCUGGUCUACAGAUCUCCUGCGGGGGGGUCUGCUGCCUAGGCCACCCUUCUGCUACUUCCCUUGGCAUGCCUGGGCCCACCCCUCCUCCAGGCAUCCUCUCCUGGGGCCAGGUGUAGGCCAGCGACCCACCCACCUUGCCUGCCCGCGCAACUCCUGGACACUCCCCACGCUGCCCAGGCCUUGAGUGUCCACAUUAAAUGGGUCUCCAA
Molecule: messenger RNA, 693 nt
Organism: Orcinus orca (killer whale)
Lineage: Eukaryota; Metazoa; Chordata; Mammalia; Artiodactyla; Delphinidae
Exons: 2
Coding region: 1-600 (199 amino acids)
Source: RefSeq, a predicted model, not a curated record